AUGAAUAAAUAUUAUUCUCUCAUUUUUUUCUUUCUUCUGUCCUGUCGAAAUUCACUUGAUGACGUCAUUUCCUUCUCAAACGAACUGAGACGCGGCAAUCUAUUUCCGGAUACAUUAUCAAAUCGGAGAAAUGUGCUUUUGGAAUACGUAUUCCGCAAUGCCAAUCCGACGCUCCUCUUGCGCGCAAUUCGUCGCUUCUUUUGUGCGCAAUCCGACGCUCCUCUUGCGCGCAAUCCGACGCUCCUCUUGCGCGCAGGCCGUCUACGCGGCCGUCGGUCGCGUAGCCCUGGUAAGCGUUUAACCCGAAAGGCUCGAAGUCCGAGAACUGCGGGCGACUCUCUGCGCGCAAUCCGACCCUCCUCGUGCGCGCAGUCCCGUUCCUCUGCUUUGGUGGCGGUCUCCUCUUGCACGCAAUCCGACGCUCCUCUUGCGCGCGAUCGGUCGCGUAACACGUGGUACGCGACCGUCUACGCGGCCGUCGGUCGCGUAGCCCUGGAAAGGUUUAACCCGAAGGCUCGAAGUCCGAUAACUGCGGGUGACUCUCUGCGCGCAAUCCGACCCUCCUCGUGCGCGCAGUCCGUUCUCUGCUGGUGGCGGUCGUCUACACAGCCGGCCGUCGGUCGCGUAGCAGUGGUAAGCGUUUAA
Molecule: messenger RNA, 645 nt
Organism: Acanthosepion pharaonis
Lineage: Eukaryota; Metazoa; Mollusca; Cephalopoda; Sepiida; Sepiidae
Source: the annotation of a GenBank genome assembly